Molecule: messenger RNA, 1111 nt
Organism: Eublepharis macularius
Lineage: Eukaryota; Metazoa; Chordata; Lepidosauria; Squamata; Eublepharidae
Gene: C1QA
Product: complement C1q A chain
Exons: 3
Coding region: 164-895 (243 amino acids)
Molecular function (GO): protein binding
Source: RefSeq, a predicted model, not a curated record
CAAGCCCAUCCACCCAUCCUUCUUCCUUACAGCGAAGGGCUGAAGUGGGGCACUUCUCCAGAGGAAUCCAGCGGAGAACUCUUGACCAGGAGGUCUUCAGUGAUUUACUGCGGCUUGGAGUGAGACUUCCACAUUGCUGUGUGCAAACAUCUACAGAGGCAGAAUGGCAAGCCAUUUCUGGCUGGCAGCAUGCACAUUGGUUCUGAUUCUAGCCAUGGCCGCACCUCAGGAAAACUCUUGCAGUGCUCCCAAUGGCAUAGAUGGACACCCAGGGACUCCAGGCUUAAACGGGCGACCAGGACAGAAAGGUGACAUUGGAGAACCAGGGCCAUCUGGAAGAAGCAUAGGGGCACGGGGGCCCAAAGGGGAUCCAGGAGAGCCUGGUGUGCCAGGCAUUCCAGGGAACCAAGGUUACAGAGGCCCCGACGGGCCUGAAGGACCCCCCGGGGAAGAAGGGGACCGAGGGCAGAAAGGCCAAGUUGGCAACGUUAUGCACGAGGCCAGAGCGGCGUUCUCAGCCUCUCGGAAGACUCCAGAACCUAAUGGCAAUGUCGUGGUCUUUGACAAUAUCAUCACCAACCAGGACAACUGCUACAGCGGGCAGCGGGGCGUGUUCACCUGCAAGGACCCCGGCUACUAUUACUUCACCUUCCAGGUGGUUUCCAGUGGCAACCUGUGCCUCAGCCUGGUGCACCGAGACACCAAAGUGGCCACGUUCUGUGACGACAACCGCGACGGCCUCAUGCAGGUCAACUCAGGAGGCAGCGUCCUGAAACUGGCCAGGGGAGACGCUGUCUUUCUGCAGGGUGACCCGGUAGCUGGGAACAAGGUUUACGACGGCACUGAUGCAGACAGCGUGUUCAGUGGCUUCCUGCUUUUCCCGUUGUUGGGCUGAGGAGGAGCCAAGUGGACAAGUCCCCGCCUGACAGCCUCUGACAUCCUCUGAGCAGCUCCCUCUUCUAGCCAGGCUACAGCUCAAAGGGUCCGUUUCUCACACGAAAGCGCAUAAGCGCGCAUGUAUUCUUUCUAGGCCACCCUGUCUAUGCCGUUUCUGCCCUUUUUGUAGCUUUCAGUGAGCACUAAAUAAAAUUCCCCCAGAAUGAGAAACUUG